Nerophis lumbriciformis (worm pipefish) is the source of this 2243-nucleotide messenger RNA. The record is from RefSeq and is a predicted model, not a curated record. Lineage: Eukaryota; Metazoa; Chordata; Actinopteri; Syngnathiformes; Syngnathidae.
UUUAUAUUGAACCUGGGCAACGUCUAAUGGAGUAUUUUUACACGAAUGUUCCUCAACAUGCGACAACUUUACGCUUCUGGUACGAUAACUUGUCAUUCCCCACCUGGCAACACCGCCCGUACUUGAAAGCCGCAGUGAUAUGAUGAUGACAUGAAACGGGGAGGGAGCUGGCACGUCCCGUGUCACAUGACCUCCAUCUAUAGCGCUGCAGGUGUGUCAAAGAAUGGGCAGGUAUUUGGCUCCUUUUAAAACCCGUCGCCAGCUCAGUCUAAAGCCUUGCACCCUGCAUGAGGCAUCAUGCUGCUUUCUUUCCUUCUCUAUCUGUGCCUGGUCUGGAUGAAAGGAGCAGAGGGCUCAGAUCCUAACCUGCCCUUCAUGGAAUACCUGGACGACAACGACAUGGUCUGCCUGAAGUGGGGAUUCUCUGACGUGCAGAGACAAAUCACACUCAAAUUCAUCGUCAAAACCACCGGCUGGAUCGGCUUCGGCCUGAGUCCCAACGGAGACAUGACAGGCGCAGAUCUGGUCAUGGGAGGAGUGGAUUCCAACAGAACCUACUUCAAAGAUUAUUAUUCGGCGACAAACACCAUGCCUGACGUGGACCAGGUGCAGAGCUACACACUUGUGUCUCUCACCGAGAGCCAGGGGGAAACCGUCAUGACUUUUACCAGGGCCUUCCAAACGUGUGACAACCAAGACCUCCAGAUCACGGACAAACCCAUGAACCUGAUAUAUGCUUAUGGAGCCACCGAUGAGAUUACCUUCCAUGGAGCACAGGCCGGCACCAAAGAAAUCAACCUACUGAAUCACGCGCCCAAAAUCACUGUGGCAAAUGGAAACUAUAUGAGUGUCACGGUGCAAAAUCUCGCCAUUCCUGCAAAGGACACGUAUUACCACUGCAAAGUCAUGCAGCUUCCACCUUUGAACACAAAGCAUCAUAUAUAUCAGGUUCAGCCCGUGAUUGAGCACGCUGACCUGGUUCAUCACAUGCUGUUCUACUCCUGCCCGGCCAGUGUGAACACUGCCUAUGACGGCGACUGCAACUGGCAAAACACCGGACACUCCUGUACCGCGGUAAUGGCCGGAUGGGCUGUAGGAGGAGGGGUCUUUGAGCUCCCGGAAAAUACUGGCAUCCCCGUUGGAGGUGCAGAUAAUAGUGCAUUCUUUAUGCUGCAAAUCCACUACAACAACGCUUACAAUGAAUCAGGCAGGACUGACAGCUCAGGUCUGAGACUGGUCUACACGGACCAACUGCGGAAGUAUGACGUCGGCAUCUUGACCACGGGCGUGUUGCCAUAUAACUCCGCCGACUACAACAUCCCUCCUCAAGCUGCUAAAUUCCGCACCUACGGCGUGUGUAACACCAGCCUCUUUUCUGAGAUCAUAGAUCCUGUGCCGGACCUGAACGUUUUUGCAGUGAUGUUGCAUACUCACCUGGCUGGGAGGGCAGUCAGAGUUGGACAUUUCAGAAAUGGAAGGCAAAUAGGCUUCCUGGGCAUGGAACCCAACUAUGACUUCAACUUGCAGCAUAUCACCUUUUUGGGAAGCAUCAAGACCAUCAAGAAGGGAGAUGAAAUAGUGGUGGAGUGCAGCUACAACACUGCUGAUAGGACGGGAGUCACACAGAUGGGAGAAUCCACCAUGGAUGAAAUGUGCCUGGCCUUCCUGUUCUUCUACCCGCGCAUCAGCAUCACCACAUGUCUCAGCCAGCCCAACAGCUCUCAUCUCCAAUUCCCCGACGGACUCCAAAACCAAAAGGAGAUCAUGGAAUAUGAGAGCGCCGUAAAGAACCUGUCGCACAUCCAGUUCGCCUUCAGUAACUCUGAUUUUAUGUUUUACCCGUUUGGCCAAGUGAGGGAUGUGAAGGAAGCGCCAACUGACCCCUGUGAGACCUCCAACGCCGCCAAUCAUAAGUAUAGUCAAGCGUCACUUUUUCUCCUGCUUGCAUGGAUUCUUCUCAUGUGAACUGCAUUGCACUAAAUUAAUCCCAACAUCUCUAUUUUACUUUCAUUCUUCGUGCACGUUUUCAUUAGCUAUGCAAAAAUUAUAAAUCAUGUAAUCGUAUGUUUAUCAUUGCUGCUUUGUACAUUUUCCUUUAGUUGUGUCAUUUGCUUGCUUGACUGUACCGUAUUUUCCGCACCAUAAGCCGCCCUGGGUUAUAAGCCGCGCCUUCAAUGAACGGCAUAUUUCAAAACUUUGUCCACCUAUAAGCCGCCCCGUGUUAUAAGCCGCAUCUAACUGCG